GAUAAAAUGGAUUUCAGUUCAAGGAAUAAUAUUCAAGGUUGGGUGUGUUUUGUGGAUUGGUCAUGACGAUGAAGAAACUCCAUGCUUUGUGGUCCUGAAGGAGAUAUGCAUAAUUGAGAGGAACUUGGAGAAGAUAUUGCUCAUUACUGACGUACUGUGCACAGUGUUAUUUAAUGGCCAUUUAAAUGCAUAUGAG
This is a messenger RNA of Paramuricea clavata, 196 nucleotides long. The record is from the annotation of a GenBank genome assembly. Lineage: Eukaryota; Metazoa; Cnidaria; Anthozoa; Malacalcyonacea; Plexauridae.